Molecule: messenger RNA, 277 nt
Organism: Staurois parvus
Lineage: Eukaryota; Metazoa; Chordata; Amphibia; Anura; Ranidae
Source: the annotation of a GenBank genome assembly
CUGCACUGAUGGGCACUGAAAGGCAGCACUGAUACAUGGCACUGAUAGGCGGCAUUGACUGGCACUGUUAGGCGGCACUGAUGGGUGACAUUGAAAGGCAGCUCAGAUGGGCACUGAUAUGUGGCAUUGAUGUGCACUGGUAUGCACUGAUAUGUGGCACUGAUGGGCACUGGCACGUGGCACUGAUGACCACUGACACGUGGCACUUCUGGGGCCACACUGAUCAUCACUGUCCGCGUGACAGCUCGAGGGGAGAGAAAUGCCGAUAACCGGCAUU